AUGUUGCUUUUCUUUCCUCCCUCAGAUAAACUAUUAGUUUUUACUGUAGCAACUAAAGAAACAGAUGGCUUUCACCGCUUCAUGCGAACUGCAAAGCACUUCAACUAUACAGUAAAGGUACUUGGAAAAGGUGAAGAGUGGAAAGGUGGCGAGUUAGCUAACUCUAUUGGCGGAGGGCAGAAAGUUCGGCUGCUGAAAGAAGGAAUAGAAAGCUAUGCUGAUCAGGAGGACUUGGUUAUAAUGUUUGUUGAAUGCUAUGAUGUUAUCUUUGCGGGAGGCCCUGAAGAACUGCUAAAGAAAUUUCAGGAAGCUAAUCAUAAAGUAGUGUUUGCAGCAGAUGGACUGAUUUGGCCAGAUAAAAGGCUAGCUGACAAAUAUCCUUUUGUCCGGAGUGGAAAACGAUUCCUGAACUCAGGAGGAUUUAUUGGUUAUGCUCCAUAUAUAAAUCGUAUUGUACAGCAGUGGAACCUGCAGGAUAAUGAUGAUGACCAGCUGUUUUACACCAAAAUCUAUGUUGACCCAUUGGCAAGGGAACGCCUUAACAUUACUUUGGAUCACAAAUGUGCAAUUUUCCAGACCCUAAACGGAGCUGUAGAUGAAGUUCUUCUGAAAUUUGAAGAAGGAAAAGUAAGAGCUAGGAAUUCUGUGUAUGAGACAUUGCCAGUCACUAUUCAUGGAAAUGGUCCAACUAAAAUUCACUUGAAUUAUUUGGGAAAUUAUAUCCCCAAUGCUUGGACACGGGAAACUGGAUGCAGUAUUUGUGAUUUAGACUUGCUAGACCUAUCAACAGUAACGGAAUAUCCAAGGGUAAAAAUUGGUGUUUUCAUUGAACAACCCACUCCUUUCCUACCUAAAUUUUUAGACAGACUGUUAACUCUGGACUACCCAAUGGAGGCACUCAGUAUCUUCAUUCAUAAUAAUGAGGUUUACCAUGAAAAACACAUCAAGAAAUUCUGGGAAAAAGCCAAGAACAUUAUCAGAAAUAUAAAAAUUGUUGGACCUGAAGAAAAUCUGAGUCAAGCAGAAGCCAGGAACAUGGGAAUGGACCUUUGUCGCCAGGAUAAAGCAUGCGAAUAUUACUUCAGCAUAGAUGCAGAUGUUGUACUGACAAACUCAAAGACUUUAAAAAUACUGGUAGAACAGAACAGAAAGAUAAUUGCUCCACUUGUAACGCGGCAUGGGAAACUUUGGUCCAAUUUCUGGGGUGCUUUGAGCCCAGAUGGCUACUAUGCUCGAUCAGAGGACUAUGUUGAUAUUGUCCAAGGGAACAGAGUAGGAGUUUGGAAUAUUCCCUAUAUGGCUAAUAUAUAUUUAAUUAAGGGACAAACUCUCAGAUCAGAGAUGAAAGAGAAAAACUACUUUAUACGUGAUAAGUUGGAUCCUGAUAUGGCUCUCUGAAAUGCCAGGGAAAUGACUUUACAAAGGGAAAAAGACUCCCCUUCUUCGGAAACAUUCCAUAUGCUCAGACCCCCAAAGGGUGUUUUCAUGUACAUUACCAACAGACAUGAAUUUGGAAGACUUAUUUCUACAGCCAAUUACAAUACCUCCCAUUACAACAACGACCUCUGGCAGAUAUUUGAAAAUCCUGUGGACUGGAAGGAAACGUAUAUAAAUCCCAACUACUCCAAGAUCUUCACUGAUAAUAUAGUAGAACAGCCAUGUCCAGAUGUGUUUUGGUUUCCCAUAUUUUCCGAGACUGCCUGUGAUGAACUGGUAGAAGAAAUGGAACAUUUUGGACAAUGGUCUGGUGGAAAACACCAAGACAGCCGUAUUUCUGGAGGUUAUGAAAAUGUCCCAACUGAUGAUAUUCAUAUGAAGCAAAUCGGGCUGGAUAAUGAAUGGCUACAUUUCAUAAGAGAGUUUAUUGCCCCCGUAACACUAAAAGUCUUUGCUGGCUAUUACACAAAGGGGUAUGCUUUACUGAAUUUUGUUGUAAAAUAUAGCCCUGACAGACAACGUUCACUCAGACCUCAUCAUGACUCCUCUACGUUCACAAUCAACAUUGCUCUCAACAAAGUAGGAGAGGACUUUCAAGGAGGUGGAUGCAAAUUUCUUAGGUACAACUGUUCCAUUGAGUCUCCCAGGAAAGGAUGGAGUUUCAUGCACCCCGGAAGACUGACUCAUUUACAUGAAGGACUUCCUAUCUUAAAUGGCACAAGAUACAUUGCAGUAUCAUUUAUUGAUCCUUAAUUUUAUAUUUUGCCCUCUUCAGUGCCAGUGUUUGAUUCUUUACAUAAACAUUUAUUUAUAGUUUUCUUCCAGAAGAUGGUGAUAAAAGAAACUUUAAGUAACUGCUCCUAGACAGCAAGAUUACUUUGGGCUAAAAGAAUGGGACGUUGGGGCCGGGGGGGGGAGGAAAAAUACUUUUGACUUGUUGGAGAUUUCUCAAUAUCUGCUCUGAGCCUUGAGUCACAAAGUAAACAUGUCCUGCUUAUUUUUCCAUUCUGCUGUCUCAAAGAAUGGGUAAGGAGGAAAAAGCAUUUUAUAAUAAAUCGAUUUCUUUGCUGCAAGAAAAUUUUAGACACAAAAUUAUUUGGAAAGUUUAUUGUGGUUUUUAUCAGUAAAGUGACACAGCUACAGUUGUGGGGUGUGUAUCUUUGGUAACAGCCAUUAAAAAAACCACAAAGUAAGAAAACUAUCAAGUGAAUUUCAUGUACAGUUGUUGGGGUUAAGCAAUAAUUCCAUUGCUGGAAUAUACUUAAUGGGACAUCUCAGUAGCCUUUCUCCUUAAUUCAUUUUCCGUUCCAAAAUGUACAACUUCAGAAGAAAAAUGAAUUAAUUACAGAGAUAGAUUAAUGAUUAAAUGAUUUAGCUAAGCAAAGAAUGGUUUUAUCAUUUGUUUUAAGAACUCAUCCUGUUAAAAAUUUACUUUUCUUCACCAAGUGUCCUUCAUUUUAAAUGAGUAAUUUUUCUAAAUGUGUAAUUGCACCUAAUUGAUACUGGAAAUCUGACAUUUAUUUUCAGAACACUGGUAAAUUUUAAUAUCAGGAUGUUUUAUAAAGCCAAUUUUCUACUCUUAUUUAAAAUUACUUGAAUUUUGUAUCAGGAAAAUGAAAUUGUGGAAGUCUCCCUUUUAAAGCUAAGGGUUUUGCCUUGUGGUUUAUUUUAAAGAAAUCCGUUUAAAAUAUUCCUACUGUAUCUACUGUUUGUAAUUUAAAGAAACUUGAAGCAAACUAGCUCAAAAGCAACCGUGCCAAAAUGCACAAUGUAUUGGAAAAACUUGUGAAAAAUAAAGGGUAAUUUUAAAUUAC
This is a messenger RNA of Struthio camelus australis, 3251 nucleotides long. The record is from RefSeq and is a predicted model, not a curated record. Lineage: Eukaryota; Metazoa; Chordata; Aves; Struthioniformes; Struthionidae.